AUGAUGGCAGAGAUUUUUGAGAAUUAUCAAGGCGAAGAAAAGGACUCUGAGAAGGCUCCAAAAAGCGAUCCUCAGAAAAUGAUGCGCCUUGCCCUAGAAAUGUAUUCAUUGGGACUUGUUGGAGGCAGUCAGGCAAACGAUAUCGCGCUGUUAGAGCCACCGAAAGAAACUCAAAGUGUGACAGAGACUGUGAGAGUGCCAAGUGCGGAUUACAUCGCUGAAAUUAUCGGGAAAGGAGGCAUGAAAAUCAAAUAUCUUCGACAGAAGACCAAAACGUACAUCAAGACGCCAAGUCGAUUUGAAAAGCCAGAAUUCGUCAUAACAGGCCGGAAAGAAGAUGUCGCUAAGGCAGCAACAGAGAUUCGGGAAGCGGUUGAACAUUUCAAUGCCGUUCGUGCUGCUCGCUAUUCGCAGCGUUUUAAUCCUGAACCCUCGGAAGACGCCAUCACUAUCAAAGUUCGCGUGCCAUACAAAGUUGUCGGUCUGGUAGUCGGCGUCGGAGGAACUACCAUCAAGAAAAUCCAGCAGCAAACUCGCACUCACAUUGCGACGCCAAGUCGCACAGGCGAGCCGAUUUUCCUCGUCACUGGAUUGCCAGAAAACGUCGAACUCGCCAAGCAAGAGAUUGAAGAGUACAUCGAUGCAAAAACGGAAAAUUCUAAGAUCGACCGAGACCUUGAUUUCGCAGCGAAUGGCGUUGAAAUUGGCGAUGAUGGAAAGACGGAGAAUUCUGUAUUCGGUGAUUCUUCAUCUACAGCUCAGGAGCGGGCUUUCAAGGCUCUUCAACAAUUGAGCUCUCUUUCAAUCAGCAUGAGGGAAAAAGUCCACGAAUACCUAGAAAACUUAAACAGAAGCUCCAUCGGAAAAACUCAUUUCGAUCUUUACAAGAAUUCUUUGAACCCAAUUUUGAACACACCAAUCGUUGUACCAGAGGAGAAACAAAUCGUCGUUAACCUCAACGUACCGUUUUUAUAA
Messenger RNA from Oikopleura dioica, 975 nucleotides. The record is from the annotation of a GenBank genome assembly. Lineage: Eukaryota; Metazoa; Chordata; Appendicularia; Copelata; Oikopleuridae.